UCUUUCGCACCUUCUUUUUCGAGCAUGAGAAUCCUUGUACGCUACGAUCGGAUUGCUCCAGAUGCGUAGUAUAAGAGCAAGAAGUCUACCUCAACCUCAAGGAUUGCACCAAAAUGAAUUCUCUGACCAUCGCAUUAUCCGGUAUAGUUAUAGGAGCCUACAUCUUAUACAAGGCCACGAAACGUUCUCCUUUCUGGAACAUUCCUGGUCCCAAGUCAAAUUCCUUCGUUCUUGGUCACGUUUGCGAAUUACUUCAAAACCAAGUGGGAUUGACCGAUUUCGAAUGGCAAGAAAAUUAUGGAGACGUCGUUCGCUUCAAGGGUUCUUUUGGAAGUGAUUACCUCAUGAUAUCCGAUCCGAAAGCAUUGCAGCGUAUUUUUCAGACAUCAGGCUAUAGAUGGCGUAAAACUCCUCAAAGACGUGAGUUCAGCAGGCUAGUGGCUGGCAAGGGACUCGCUUGGGCUGAUGGUGAUGUGCACAAGCGACAACGGAAAAUCAUGCUUCCUGGAUUCAGUGCUCCCGAGGCCAAGCAUUUGCUUCCAUUUUUUUCUUCUUGUGCUGCUGCAUUGCAGUUGUGUUCCCGCUGGACCGAUAUGCUCUUAGCUUCUUCGGAGCAGUGCCAGGUGUUCAAUGUCGCUGACUGGAUAUCUAGAGCUACGUUGGAUGCCAUUGGUCAAGCUGCUUUUGACUAUGAUUUUGGAGCUACGAAUAAUCAAGAUACUGAACUUUCGAAACUCUACCAAAAUUUGAUGAUAAAGACUUUCGGCACUCCUUCUAAAACGGCUCUAUUGAUGCUUGAUCUGUCUCGAUACAUUCCUCUUUCCGUGAUGGAAUUCCUUGACAAUCAUAAUCCGCGCUUUUCCCUCAUUCAUCGAGUUAAUAAUCUUGCACAUGUCACAGCGAAAUAUCUUGUAGAUAUGAAGUUGGGAUUGCUACUAGAAGGCAAGAACAAGAAAGACAUCAUGAGCCUUUUGGUUAAAGCCAAUAAGGAAGCUUCUCAAAAUCCCAAACUUCAGCUUAAUGAGGAAGAGCUUCUUGCUCAAAUGCGAGUUUUGUUGUUUGCUGGACACGAGACAUCUGGAACGUCGCUCACUUUCGCACUGUUUGAAUUAGUACGCAAUCCUGAAUUGCAGACCAGGCUUCGGAAAGAGAUUCGAAACACGGAGAGAAAAAUUGCGGAACGUGGAGAUGUUGAAGUCACAGCGCAAGACUUGGAAUCAAUGCCCUUCUUGAAUGCUGUAGUCAAGGAAACGCUGCGAUUUCAUCCUGUAGCCGUGCACCUCUUCCGCGUCGCUGUUGAGGACGACGUUCUGCCGUUGAUGAAGCCCAUUGUGGCCACGACAGGAGAAAUUCUUCAAGAAGUGGUGGUGCCCAAAGGGACUAGAAUAGUAGGAUCUAUCCCCGCAUAUAACAGGCAUGAAGAUGUAUUUGGGAGUGAUGCUUUUACAUUCAAUCCAGACCGAUGGCUGAACCCAGGCCAUGUUAAGAACAGUGUAUCCUUGGGCGUUUAUGCGAAUCUCGCCACCUUUUCUGCUGGAAUACGAUCUUGCAUUGGCUGGAGAUUUGCUGUGCUUGAAAUGCAGGCAUUCCUCGUCGAACUUAUCAAAAACUUUGAAUUUGCCGCAACACCGGCUCUGGAUGGUAUUCGGAGAGAGCCGGCUUUUCUUAUGACACCCUCAAUUGAGGGGGAGCUGGACAAGGGUUCCCAAAUGCCUUUGAAGGUAGCUUUUGCGAAACGAUCGGAUGACGACUCCUAGGAAUUUAGCUCUCGUCAUUUGCUCACCUGUACUUGUACAAGACCUGAACUGCAAGUGUGUAUUCAUUGUUUCUGUUAGCCGGAAAUUCUUAUCCC
This is a messenger RNA of Lentinula edodes (shiitake mushroom), 1852 nucleotides long. RefSeq names its product cytochrome P450. The record is from RefSeq and is a predicted model, not a curated record. Gene Ontology annotation, molecular function: iron ion binding; heme binding; oxidoreductase activity, acting on paired donors, with incorporation or reduction of molecular oxygen. The coding region runs from base 114 to 1757 and encodes 547 amino acids. Lineage: Eukaryota; Fungi; Basidiomycota; Agaricomycetes; Agaricales; Omphalotaceae. The transcript has 15 exons.